AAGAAAAUCAGUAUUAGUUGGUACCACUGACGUCAACAAAAGACAGGUCCAGUCCCUCCAAAGAACAGAAUUUGGUGUUCGCCACACAAAUGCUUGCCUCGCUUUUGACAGGGAAAAGCACUGGAGCAGAGGAGCUUGUUCCGUGAAUUCACUCGCCUCGACUGGCACCUGGAAGGUCUUGCAGACACGACCCAAGAAGAUGGAGGACGAGAAGCUUAUCCGGCUCCACGACAUGCUGUCCAAGCUGCGCCCGGGUGGCAAGAAGGGUGGCUUGGGCUUCGCGUCGAUCGGCGGAAGGAAAGGAGCUAAACGCUCGGACGGGCUUCCCAACAACGGGCUGUAUUCCAUGUUCGUGCGCCAGGGCGAGGGCACCUACCAGCACAAACACUGGGAGGAGGACAAGGAAGAUGAGGCCGAGGAGACCGAAGUGAGCGAGAAGAAAGCCAAAAAGGACAAGAAAAACAAGAAGAAAGCUAAGCAAGUCGACAGUAGUGACAACGAGGAGGAACUUUCGAAAAAGGAGAAAAAGCGCCUUAAGAAGGAGAAGAAAGCCAAACGCGCAGCCAAGGAGGCUGCCGCUCAGGCUGAGGCUGAAGCUAAGGAAAAGCCCAAAAAGAAGAGUAAGAAGCGGAAACUCGAGCAGGUCCAGACCGAAGUUGCCGCAGUCGAGGACGACAAGGAGGAGGCAGUCGUCGUCAGUGAAGAGGAGCCCAAGCCAAAGUCCAAAAAGGAUAAGAAGAAACACAAAAAGCACAAAAAGUCCUCAGAGGAGACCACAGCGGAGCCUGCAGCCGAGACAAAAUCCUCAAAGAAAGAUAAGAAGGACAAGAAACACAAGAAGAAGAAAGCCAAGCAGUCCGAGUAGAGUGGACGUUGGGUCGUGCAUUUAGAGGAGAUUAAACUGACAAAAACUCAUGACCUUUGUUUGCAUUGAA
Molecule: messenger RNA, 935 nt
Organism: Phytophthora nicotianae INRA-310
Lineage: Eukaryota; Oomycota; Peronosporomycetes; Peronosporales; Peronosporaceae
Exons: 2
Coding region: 200-865 (221 amino acids)
Source: RefSeq, a predicted model, not a curated record